GUACUAAUCACAUCUUCAAUAAUGGCCGGACGUGUUACUUUCAGAAGAAGAAAUCCAUACAACACCAAAUCCAACAAGAUUAAGGUCGUUAAGACCCCAGGUGGAAAGUUGGUUGCCCACCACUUGAAGAAGCUCACUGCUAGACCAAAGUGUGGUGACUGUGGAUCUGCUUUGGCUGGUGUCUCCACCUUGAGACCAAGAGAAUACGCCCAAGUUUCCAAGACUCACAAGACUGUCCAAAGAGCUUACGGUGGUUCCAGAUGUGCUAACUGUACCAAGGAAAGAGUCGUCAGAGCUUUCUUGAUCGAGGAACAAAAGAUAGUUAAGAGAGUGUUGAAGGAAAAGGAAGAAAAGGAAAAGAAGGCUGCUGCCAAGAAAUCCAGCAAGUAAAUGCACCUUUCAUUCAUUCCAUGUAUAACAGAUAAUAUUUAAUCGUCCAUCGAUAUAUACAUAACGCUUAAUAUAUUUGUAGAC
Molecule: messenger RNA, 474 nt
Organism: Yamadazyma tenuis ATCC 10573
Lineage: Eukaryota; Fungi; Ascomycota; Pichiomycetes; Serinales; Debaryomycetaceae
Gene: RPL34B
Product: 60S ribosomal protein eL34
Biological process (GO): translation
Cellular component (GO): ribosome
Molecular function (GO): structural constituent of ribosome
Source: RefSeq, a predicted model, not a curated record